Molecule: messenger RNA, 657 nt
Organism: Kwoniella shivajii
Lineage: Eukaryota; Fungi; Basidiomycota; Tremellomycetes; Tremellales; Cryptococcaceae
Exons: 3
Coding region: 1-657 (218 amino acids)
Source: RefSeq, a predicted model, not a curated record
AUGUUUACAGAAUACCUUUUCCCUCAGAUUUACGCAAACAAGCUUGCUUCUGCUGUUCUGUCCAAUGUACUCGGCCCACAACCGGAAUUACAUUACAUUAGGUCUAACACUCUCUUAGGAAACACUUCCUCUCGUCAAAAAGUACACAAGGACGUCAGAGGAAGACACCUUUCGCACGCCUACGCUAUCGCUAUGAAUGUUUGUCUCAUUGAUGUCACUCCAGAAAACGGAUCUACUGAACUGUGGCUGGGAACUCAUAACUCAUCUCCUUGGACCGACCACGAAGCUAUGAACUUAGGUUUUGUGAGAGGAGACAAACUAGAGGAAAGGCGACAAGUCAGACCUCCUGUUUAUGGCAGUGUCAAGAAAGGUAGUUUGAUCUUGAGAGACAUGAGAAUGUGGCAUGCUGGUAUGCCAAACCAUACACCCGAGACCCGAGUUAUGCUUGCGUUGGUAUACAUGGCCAAGUGGUUCGAUAAUCAAAUGAAGCAACCUUUCCCACGUUCUCUGCAGCCCCUUAUCGAGUCAUUCGAAAAGGAUAGUGACACUAAAAUCGUACUAGACUAUGUCGACGAUAAACUCGUCGAAGAUUAUCUCAGUGUCGAGUUUUCAACCCAAUUCCAAUCACCUCAUCAUCCUACGCAAGAGGUAGCAUAA